Lepus europaeus (European hare) is the source of this 13415-nucleotide messenger RNA. RefSeq names its product polycystin 1, transient receptor potential channel interacting (gene PKD1). The record is from RefSeq and is a predicted model, not a curated record. Gene Ontology annotation, biological process: kidney development. Lineage: Eukaryota; Metazoa; Chordata; Mammalia; Lagomorpha; Leporidae. The coding region runs from base 1 to 12825 and encodes 4274 amino acids. The transcript is spliced from 46 exons. Gene Ontology annotation, cellular component: membrane. Gene Ontology annotation, molecular function: protein binding.
AUGCUGCCCGCCGCGCCCGCCCGCCUGGCGCUGGCCCUGGGCCUGGGCCUGUGGCUCGGGUCGCUGGCGGGGGGCCCCGGGCGCGGCUGCGGGCCGUGCGCGCCCCCCUGCCUGUGCAGCCCGGAGCCCGGAGGCGCCUGCCGCGUCAACUGCUCGGGCCGCGGGCUGCGGACGCUCGGGCCCGCGCUGCGCAUCCCCGCAGACGCCACAGCUCUGGACGUCUCCCACAACCUGCUCCGGGCUCUGGACGUCAGGCUCCUGGCCAACCUGUCUGCACUCGUAGAGCUGGACAUAAGCAACAACAAGAUUUCUACAUUAGAAGAAGGAGUAUUUGCUAAUUUAUUUAAUUUAAGUGAAAUAAACCUGGGCAGGAACCCGUUGCAGUGUGACUGUGGCCUGGCGUGGCUACCACGCUGGGCGGAGGAGCAGCGGGUCCGCGUGGUCCAGCCCGAGGCGGCCAUGUGUGCGGGGCCGGGCCCUCUGGCCGGCCGGCCUGUCCUCAGCACGCCCUUGCUGGAUGGUGGCUGCGGGGAGAAGUUUGUCGCCUGCGUCCCGGACAACAGCUCAGGCGCUGUGGCGACCGUGGCCUUCUCCACUGCUCACGAGGACCCGCUGACCCCUGAGGCCUGCGGCGCCUUCUGCUUCUCCGCUGGCCAGGGCCUCGCUGCCCUCUCCCAGCAGGGCCAGUGCCUGUGUGGGGUGGACCAGCCCCUCAACAGCUCCUCGGCCUGCCUGUCCUGGUGCUCCGGCCCCCAUCUGUACCCCAGUCCCGCCUGCAGGGGCCCAACCCUGCUGCAGCAUGUCUUCCCUGCCUCCCUGGGGGCGGUCCUGGAGGGGCCCCGUGGACCCCUGGCCUCUGGCCAGCCCGCAGCUUUCCAUAUCACCGCUCCCCUCCCUGUCCGCUCCACAAGCUGGGACUUCGGCGAUGGCUCCCCCAAGAUGGACAUAGCUGGUCCUGCCGCUGCCCACCGCUUCCUGCUACCAGGGCACUAUCGUGUGACGGCUGUGCUGGCCUUGGGGGCUGGCUCGGCCCUGCUGGGGACAGAGGUGUGGAUAGAGGCAGCGCCCGCUGCCCUGGAGCUUGUGUGCCCGCCCUCGGUGCGCAGUGACGAGAGCCUCAUUCUCGGGCUCCAGAACCGCGGUGGCUCCGGCCUCGAGGCCACCUACAGCAUCACGACGCUCGGCGCGGAGCCGGCCCGAGUGGUGCACCCGCUCUGCUCCUCGGACACAGAGGUCUUCCCUGGCAAUGGGCACUGCUACCGCCUGGUGGCGGAGAAGGCUCCCUGGCUGCAGGCACAGGAGCAGUGCCGGGCCUGGGCCGGGGCCGCCCUGGCCAUGGUGGACAGUCCUGCCAUCCAGCACUUCCUGGUCUCCCAAGUUACCAGGAGCCUGGACGUGUGGAUUGGCUUCUCGGCUGUGCAGGGAACAGAGGCGGAGGGGGGCUCGGCCCCUCAGGGCGAGGCCUUCAGCCUGGAGAGCUGCCAGAACUGGCUGCCAGGGGAGCCGCACCCAGCCACCGCCGAGCACUGCGUGCGGCUCGGGCCCGCCGGGCAGUGCAACACGGACCUGUGCUCCGCGCCACACAGCUACGUCUGCGAGCUGCGGCCUGGAGGCCCUGUGCAGGACGCUGAGAACGUGCUCGUGGGCGUGCCCAGCGGGGACCUGCAGGGACUCCCCAGGCCACUGGCACCGCAGGAAAUCCUCCUUGUCCCCCGGGAGCCCGUGGAGGUCAUGGUGUUCCCUGGCCUGAGCCCGAGCCGUGAAGCCUUCCUCACCGCCGCUGAGUUUGGGACCCAGGAGCUCAGGCAGCCCGCCCAGCUGCGGCUGCAGGUGCACCGGCCCUCAGGAGAAGGAGCCUCAGGAAACAGCAGUGAGCCUCAGAGUGGGACCCUGGACAACAGGACGGAGCCGGCCGUCGAGUGCCUGCCCGGGGGGUGCAACUGCUCUGCAGCCCGUGUCUGUGAACGGCCGGCCGCCUGCUGCCACCCUCAGGCCUGUGCCAACAGGUCGACGGGGCCCUGGCGCCCUGGGGCCGCCUACACGCUGUGGAGGGAGUUCCUCUUCUCCGUGCCUGCGGGGCCUCCCGCACAAUACUCGGUCACCUUCAGCGGCCAGGACGUCCCCGUGCUCCCUGGUGACCUCAUUGGCCUGCAGCAUGACGCUGGCCCAGGUGCCUUCCUGCACUGCCCCCUGGCUCCCAGCCAGCCUGGCCCCGAGGCCCCAUACCUCUCCACCAACACCUCCACCUGGCUGGCCCACCUGCCCGCCCAGCUGGAGGGAGCACCUGCCGGCCACGCCUGCACCCUGUGGCUGCUUGCGGCCACGGAACAGCUCACCCCACUGCUGGGCCUGAGGCCCAACCCUGGGCUGCAGCAUCCCGGGCGUUAUGAGGUCCGAGCCACUGUGGGCAACUCCGUGUCCAGGCACAACCUGUCCUGCAGCUUCAGUGUGGUGUCCCCGGUGGCCGGACUGCGUGUCGCCCACCCCGCCCUCCACGACGGCCGCCUCUACGUGCCGACCAGCGGCUCAGCCUUGGUGCUCCAGGUGGACUCUGGUGCCAACGCCACUGCCACGGCUCGCUGGCCCGGGGGCAACGCCAGCGCCCCCUUCGUGGCUGCCUGCCCCCCUGCCACGGCCGUCCUCGUGCCUGCCUGCACUCAGGAGACCAACGACACCCUCUUCUCGGUGUUGGUGCUGCCCACGCUCGGGGAGGGGGAGCACGCGCUGGAGAUCGUGGCCGAGAACAGUGCCAGCCAGGCCAACCUCAGCCUGCGGGUGACCGCAGAGGAGCCCAUCCGUGGCCUCCGUGCCACGCCCAGCCCCGAAGCCCGUGUCCUGCAGGGCGUCCUGGUGAGGUACAGCCCCGUGGUGGAGGCCGGCUCCGAUGUGCUGUUCCGCUGGACCAUCGACGACAAGCAGUCCCUGACCUUCCACAACGUGGUCUUCAACGUCAUCUACCAGAGCGCCGCCGUCUUCAAGCUCUCGCUCACGGCCUCCAACCACGUGAGCAACGUCACCGUGAACUACAACGUCACUGUGGAGCGGAUGAACAGGAUGCGGGGCCUGCGGGUGUCUGUGGUGCCGGCCGUGCUGUCCCCCAACACCACGCUGGCGCUGACGGCCAGUGUGCUGGUGGACUCGGCCGUGGAGGUGGCCUUCCUGUGGACCUUUGGGGACGGGGAGCAGGUGCUGGGCCAGUUCAAGCCUCCAUACGAUGAGUCCUUCCAGGCCCCAGACCCUGCUGUGGCCCAGGUGCUGGUGGAGCACAAUGCCACCCACGUUUACACCAGUCCAGGCGAGUACAACCUGACCGUGCUGGUGUCCAACACCUUCGAGAACCUGACGCAGCAGGUGCCGGUGAGUGUGCGCACCACGCUGCCCACAGUGGUGGUGGGCAUGAGCAGCAGUGUCUUGGUGGCUGGCCGGCCCGUCACCUUCUUUCCACACCCGCCACCCCCACCUGGUGGCAUCCUGUACUCGUGGGACUUCGGGGACGGCUCUGCUGUCCUGGCACAGAGCCAGCCGGCGGUUAACCACACCUAUGCCUCGAGGGGCAGCUACCGUGUCUGCCUGGAGCUCAACAACACGGUGAGCAGCGUGGCGGCACGUGCCGACGUGCUUGUCUUGGAGGAGCUGCGGGGCCUGAGCGUGCACCUCAGCCCAGCUGUGGAGCAGGGCGCCCCCGCCCUGGUCAGCGCCACGGUGGAGGCCGGCGACAACGUCACCUGGACGUUCGACAUGGGGGACGGCACGGUGUUCACGGGUCCCGAGGCCCAGGCGCAGCACGUGUACCUGCGGGCGCAGAACUACACGGUGACCGUAGGUGCGGCCAGUCCCGCGGGCCACCUGGCGCAGUCGCUGCCCGUGCAGGUCUUUGUCCUGGAGGUGCUGCGCAUUGAGCCCUCCGGCUGUGUCCCCACGCAGCCUGCUGUCCAGCUCACGGCUCACGUCACCGGCGACCCCACCUGCUACCUCUUCGACUGGACCUUUGGUGACGGCUCCUCAAACACGAGCAUCCGGGGGCGGCCAACGGUGACGCACAGCUUCCCACGGAGCGGCACGUUCCCCCUGGUGCUGGUGCUGUCGAGCCGGGUGAACAAGGCGCACUACUUCACCAGCGUCUGCGUGGAGCCCGAGCUGGGCAACGUCACCCUGCAGCCCGAGAGGCAGUUUGUGCGGCCUGGGGACGAGGCCCGCCUGGUGGCGCACGCCUGGCCCCUGUUUCCCUACCGCUACACCUGGGACUCGGGCGCCGAGUCCGCUGCCCCUGCCCGUGCUGGGGGCCCUGAAGCGACGUUCACUUACCGAGAGCCGGGCUCCUACCUGGUGACAGUCACCGUGUCCAACAACGUGUCGGCCGCCAACGACUCGGCGCUCGUGGAGGUGCAGGAGCCCGUGGUGCUCACAGGCGUCAGGGUCAACGGCUCCCGCGCGCUGGAGCUGCAGAAGCCCUACCUGUUCUCGGCCGUGGGCCGUGGGCGCCCGGCCUCCUACCUGUGGGAGCUGGGGGACGGGGCCUGGCUCGAGGGCCCGGAGGUCACCCACGCCUACAACAGCACUGGCGACUUCACCGUCAGGGUUGCUGCCUGGAACGAGGUGAGCCGCGGCGCGUCCCAGCUCAACGUCACCGUGAAGCGGCGUGUCCGGGGCCUGAGCGUCAACGCCAGCCGCACGGCGGUGCCACUCAACAGCAGUGUGAGCUUCAGCACCUCGCUGGAGGCGGGCAGCGACGUGCGCUACUCCUGGGUGCUGUGUGACCGCUGCACGCCCAUCCCCGGGGGCCCCACCAUCUCCUACACCUUCCGCUCGGUGGGCACCUUCAACAUCAUCGUCACGGCGGAGAACGAGGUGGGCGCCGUGCAGGACAGCAUCUUCAUCUACGUCCAGCAGCUCAUCGAGGGGCUGCAGGUGGCAGGCGGCGCCGGCGCCUGCUGCUUCCCCACCAACCACACGCUGCAGCUGCAGGCCAUGGUGAGAGAGGGCACCAACAUCUCCUACAGCUGGACUGCCCAGCGGGAGGGCGGCCCGCCCCUCACCGGCAGCGGCAAGGGCUUCUUGCUCACCGCACUCGAGCCCGGCACCUACCACGUCCAGCUGCGGGCUACCAACAUGCUGGGCAGUGCCCUGGCCAACCGCACUGUGGCCUUUGUGGAGCCCGUGGGGUGGCUGACCGUGGCCGCCUCCCCCAACCCGGCUGCCGUCAAUGCGAGCGUCACCCUCAGUGCUGAGCUGGCCGGUGGCAGUGGCGUGGUUUACACAUGGUCCCUGGGGGAAGAGCUGAGCUGGGAGACGCUCAUGCCGUCCACAACCCAUGCCUUUGCCACAUCUGGCCUGCACCUUGUCACGGUCACGGCAGGGAAUCAGCUGGGCUUGGCCAAUGCCACCGUUGAGGUGGCUGUGCAGGUGCCUGUGAGCGGCCUCACCAUCGAGACUGGCGGCCUGGACGGCAGCUUCGUGCCUGCUGGCUCCACUGUGCCCUUCUGGGGGCAGCUGGCCUCGGGCACCAAUGUGAGCUGGUGCUGGGCUGUGCCCGGCGGCAGCAAGUGCGGCCAGUAUGUCACCGUGGGCUUCCCUGACGCCGGCGCCGUCUCUAUCCAGCUCAACGCCUCCAACGCGGUCAGCUGGCUCCUAGCCCUGCACAACCUCACGGUGGAGGAGCCUGUCGUGGGCCUGGUACUGUGGGCCAGCCGCGAGGUGGUGGCUCCCGGGCAGCCAGUCCACUUUCAGAUCCUGCUGGCUGCCGGCUCAGCUGUCACCUUCCGCCUGCAGGUCGACGGGGCUGGCCCCGAGGUGCUGCCCGGGCCCUACUUUUCCCGCAGCUUUGCCUGGGUUGGGGACCAUGUGGUGAGCAUACAGGCCGAGAACCACGUGAGCCGGGCCCAGGCGCAGGUGCGCGUCUCGGUGUUGGAGCCCGUCGGUGGACUGCAGGUGCCCAAUUGCUGCGAGGCAGGCAUCCCCACAGGCGCCGAGCAGAACUUCACGGCGCGGGUGCUGCGCGGCUCCCGUGUCGCCUACGCCUGGUACUUCUCCCUGCAGAAGGUCCAGGGUGACUCGCUGGUCAUCCUGUCGGGCCGUGACGUCACCUACACCCCCGUGGCCGCGGGGCUGCUAGAGAUCCAUGUGCGUGCCUUCAACGAGCUGGGCGGUGUGAACCUCACGCUGGCCGUGGAGGUCCAGGACGUCAUCCGGCACGUGGCGCUGCGCAGCGGCCGCUGCUUCACCAACCGCUCCGCCCGCUUUGAGGCCGCCACGAGUCCCAGCCCCCGGCGCGUGGCCUACCGCUGGGCCUUUGGGGAUGGCACUCCUGUGCGCGACACGGAAGAGCCCUGGGCCGACCACCGCUACUCGCAGCCUGGGGACUACCGCGUGGAGGUGAACGCCUCCAACCUGGUGAGCUUCUUUGUGGCGCAGGCCACGGUGACCGUCCAGGUGCUGGCCUGCAGGGAGCCCGAGGUGGAUGUGGCCCUGCCCCUGCAGGUCCUCAUGCGGCGCUCCCAGCGCAACUACCUGGAGGCGCACGUGGACCUGCGCGACUGCGUCACCUACCAGACCGAGUACCGCUGGGAGGUGUACCGCACUGCCAGCUGCCAGCGGCUGGGCCAUGGGUCUCGAGUGGCCCUGCCUGGCGUGGACGUGAGCCGGCCCCAGCUGGUGGUGCCGCGGCUGGCGCUGCCCGUGGGCCACUAUUGCUUUGUGUUUGUGGUGUCGUUCGGGGACACGCCGCUGGCACGCAGCAUCCAGGCCAACGUGACCGUGGCCCCCGAGCGCCUGGUGCCCAUCAUCGAGGGCGGUUCGUAUCGCGUGUGGUCAGACACGCAGGACCUGGUGCUGGACGGCAGUGAGUCCUAUGACCCUAACCUGGAGGAAGGCGACCAGACGCCCCUGAGCUGCCACUGGGCCUGCGUGGCCUCGACACAGAAUGAGGCUGGUGGGUGCACACUGAACUUUGGGCCACGGGGGAGCAGCGUGGUCACCAUCCCCCGGGAGCGCCUGGAAGCCGGCGUGGAGUACACCUUCAACCUCACCGUGUGGAAGGCAGGCCGGAGGGAAGAGGCCACCAGCCAGACGGUGCUGAUCCGGAGCGGCCGAGUGCCCAUCGUGUCCUUGGAGUGCGUGUCCUGCAAGGCGCAGGCGGUUUACGAAGUGAGCCGCAGCUCCUACGUGUACCUGGAGGGUCGCUGCUACAACUGCAGCCGGGGCUCCAAGCGAGGGCGCUGGGCGGCGCGCACCUUCAGCAACAAGACGCUGGUGCUGGACGAGACGACCACGUCCACCGGCAGCGCGGGCAUGCGGCUGGUGGUGCGGCGCGGCGCGCUGCGGGACGGCGAGGGCUACACGUUCACGCUCACGGUGCUGGGCCAGUCGGGCGAGGAGGAGGGCUGCGCCUCCAUCCGGCUCGCCCCGAACCGCCCGCCGCUCGGGGGCGCCUGCCGCCUCUUCCCGCAGGGCGCCGUGCGCGCGCUCACCACCAAGGUGCACUUCGAAUGCACAGGGUGGCGGGACGCCGAGGACGCGGGCGCGCCGCUGGUGUACGCGCUGCUGCUGCGCCGCUGUCGCCAGGGCCACUGCGAGGAGUUCUGCGUCUACAAGGGCAGCCUGUCCGCCUACGCGGCCGUGCUGCCGCCCGGCUUCCGGCCGCGCUUCCACGUGGGCCUGGCGGUGCUGGUGCAAGACCAGCUGGGCGCCGCCGUGGUCGCCCUCAACAGGUCUCUGGUCAUCUCCCUGCCCGAGCCAGACGGCGGCUCCCCUGGCCUCACGGCCUGGCUGCACGGCCUCACGGCCACCGUGCUGCCGGGGCUGCUGCGGCAGGCCGACCCCCAGCACGUCAUUGAGUACUCGCUGGCCCUGGUCACCGUGCUGAACGAGCACGAGCAGGCCGCAGACGGGGCCGCGGGGGCAGAGCAGGAGCAGCAGCUGCGAGCCCAGGUGCGGAAGAACAUAACGGAGACCCUGGUCUCCCUGCGCGUCAACACGGUGGACGACAUCCAGCAGGUGGCCGCGGCGCUGGCCCAGUGCACGGUGUCGCGCAGGGAGCUGGUGUGUCGCUCCUGCCUGAAGGGGACCCUGCACAAGCUGGAGGGCAUGAUGCGUAUCCUGCAGGCCGAGACCGCCCAGGGCACCGGCACGCCCACCGCCAUCGCCGACAGCAUCCUCAACAUCACAGGUGACCUCAUCCACCUGGCCAGCUUGGACGUGCAGGGCCCGCAGCUCUCGGAGCUGGGGGUGGAGCCGCCGGCCCUGAUGGUGGCGUCCAAAGCCUACAACCUGUCGUCGGCCCUCUUGGGCAUCCUCAUGCGCUCCCGGGUGCUCAACGAGGAGCCGCUGACCCUGGCGGGCGAGGAGAUCGUGGCCCAGGGCAAGCGCUCGGACCCGCGGAGCCUGCUGUGCUACGGCAGUGCCUCGGGCCCCGGCUGCCACUUCUCCAUCCCCGAGGCCUUCAGCGGGGCCCUGGCGCCGCUCAGUGACGUGGUGCAGCUCAUGUUCCUGGUGGACUCCAACCCCUUCCCGUUCGGCUACAUCAGCAACUACACCGUGUCCACCAAAGUCGCGUCCAUGGCCUUCCAGACCCAGGCCGGCACGCACAUCCCCAUCGAGCAGCUGGCCUCGGAGCACGCCAUCACUGUCAAAGUGCCCAACAACUCGGACCGGGCCUCCUGGGGCCCCCACGCGCCCGUGGGCUCCGCCGUCAUCCCGCCCCGGGCCUCGGUCAGCGCCGUGGUCGCCCUGGACAGCACCAACCCCGAGGCGGGCCUGCACCUGCAGCUCACGUACACGGUGCUGAAUGGCCGCUACCUGGCCGAGGAGCCGGAGCCGUACCUGGCCGCUUACCUGCACUCGGCGCCCCUUCCCAACGAGCACAACUGCUCGGCCAGCAGGAGAAUCCGCCCGGAGCUGCUGCAGGGCGCGGACCACAGGCCCUACACCUUCUUCAUCGCCCCCGGGACCGGAGCGCCCAGGGGCAGCUACUACCUGAACCUGACCAGUCACUUCCACUGGUCCGCGCUGGAGGUGUCCGUGGGCCUCUACACGUCCCUGUGCCAGUACUUCAGUGAGGAGGACAUGGCGUGGAAGACGGAGGGGCUCGUGCCGCUGGAGGAGACCUCGCCCAGCCAGGCCGUGUGCCUCACCCGCCACCUCACGGCCUUCGGCGCCAGCCUGUUCGUGCCCCCCAGCCACGUGCACUUUAUCUUCCCGGAGCCGGCCGUGGGCGUGAACUACGUCAUUGUGCUGACCUGUGCCGUGUGCCUGGUGGCCUACGCCGUCAUGGCUGUGAUCCUGCGCAAGCUGGACCAGCUGGACGUCAGCCGGGUCCGUGUCAUCCCCUUCUGCGGGAAGAGGGGCCGCUUCAAGUACGAGAUUCUGGUCAAGACCGGCUGGGGCAGAGGCUCAGGCACCACGGCCCACGUGGGCAUCAUGCUGUACGGGGCGGACAGCCGGAGCGGCCACCGGCACCUGGACGGGGACAGAGCCUUCCACCGCAACAGCCUGGACAUCUUCCAGAUCGCCACGCCGCACAGCCUGGGCAGCGUGUGGAAAAUCCGCGUGUGGCAUGACAACAAAGGGCUCAGCCCCGCCUGGUUCCUGCAACACGUCAUUGUCCGGGACCUGCAGAGCGCCCGCAGCACCGUCUUCCUGGUCAACGACUGGCUGUCGGUGGAGACAGAGGCCAACGGGGGCCUGGUGGAGAAGGAGGUGCUGGCGGCGAGUGACGCGGCCCUGUGGCAGUUCCGGCGCCUCCUGGUGGCCGAGCUGCAGCGUGGGUUCUUCGACAAGCACAUCUGGCUGUCCAUCUGGGACCGGCCACCUCGCAGCCGCUUCACCCGUGUGCAGAGGGCCACCUGCUGUGUCCUCCUAGUCUGCCUGUUCCUGGGGGCCAACGCCGUGUGGUACGGGGCCGUGGGGGACACUGCCUACAGCACAGGGCCUGUGUCCAGGGUGGUGCCGCUGAGCGUCAGCACGGUUGCCGUCGGCCUGGUCUCCAGUGUCAUCGUGUACCCCGUGUACCUGCUCAUCCUCUUCCUCUUCCGCAUGUCCCGGAGCAAGGUGGCUGGAGGCCCAGGCCUCCUGGCGGCCGGCCAGCCGGUACUGGAUGCGGACAGCUGCCUGGACUCGUCCGUGCUGGACAGUGCCUUGCUCACACUCGCCGGUCUGCGGGCUGAGGCCUUUGCCGGACCAGUGAAAAGUGACUCGUUUCUGGAUGAUGCGAGCAGCCUGGGGUGCUGGCCAUCCAGCGAGGGGACCUUCAGUUGGCCAGACCUGCUCAGUGACUCAUCCAUCGUGGGCAGCACCCUGCAGCGGUUGGCAAGGGCGCGCACCGGCCAUGUGCCGGGCCCCGAGGAGGAUGGCGUCUCCCUGGUCAGCCCCUGCUCCCCUGCCAAGUACCUGUCAGCAGCAGACGCAGGGGGCAGCCUGACCCCCGCCCAGGACACACGGGUGGACACUGACCUGCUGGCUGGCUUGUCCCCUGCCGAGAAGACGGAGGCGUUGCCGCUGCAGAGGCUGGAGAAGCGGCCGCCCAGCCCGGACGCGGCCCGGGAACAGCGCCCGGCGGCUCCGCUCCCCAGGGCAGGCCUGAGCCAGGGUCUGCGGAGGCGACUGCUGCCGGCCUGGUGUGCACCCCUAGCCCACGGGCUCAGCCUGCUCCUGGUGGCCGUGGCCGUGGGCAUCUCGGGGUGGCUCGGUGCCGGCUUCCCCCCGAGCGUCAGUGUCAUGUGGCUCCUGUCCAGCAGCUCCAGCUUCCUGGCCUCGUUCCUCGGCUGGGAGCCACUCAAGGUCCUGCUGGAAGCCCUGUACUUCUCACUGGUGGCCAAGCGGCUGCACCCUGACGAGGACGACAGCCUGGUGGAGAGCCCGGCCGUGACGCCCGUGAGCGAGCGCGUGCCCCGCGUGCGCCCUCCCCACGGCUUCGCGCUCUUCCUGGCCAAAGAGGAAGCCCGCAAGGUCAAGAGGCUGCACGGCAUGCUGCGGAGCCUCCUGGUAUACAUGCUUUUCCUGCUGGUGACACUGCUGGCCAACUACGGGGACGCCUCCGCCCACGGCCACGCGUAUCGCCUGCAGAGCGCCAUCAAGCAGGAGCUGGACAGUGGGGCCUUCCUGGCCAUCGGCCGGUCUGAGGAGUUCUGGCCGUGGGUGUCUCACGUGCUGCUCCCCUACGUGCACGGGAACCGGUCCAGCCCCGAGCUGGGGCCGCUGCGGCUGCGGCAGGUGCGGCUGCAGGAAGCACUCUGCCCGGACGCCCGCAGCGUGGGGCUGCACCGGUGCGCGGCCGCGGGGGGCUUCAGCACCAGCGACUUCGGCGUGGGCUGGGAGAGCGCAGCCCCCAACGGCUCGGCCGCCUGGGCCUACUCCGCACCUGACCUGCUGGGCACCUGGUCCUGGGGCCACUGCGCCGUGUACGACAGCGGGGGCUACGUGCAGGAGCUGGGCCUGAGCCUGGAGGAGAGCCGCGCGCGGCUGGGCUUCUUACGGCUGCACAACUGGCUGGACAACAGGAGCCGCGCCGUGUUUGUGGAGCUCACGCGCUACAGCCCGGCCGUAGGGCUGCACGCUGCCGUCACCCUGCGCCUCGAGUUCCCCGCGGCCGGCCGCGCCCUGGCUGCGCUCAGCGUGCGCCCGUUCGCGCUGCGGCGCCUCAGCGCGGGCCUGUCGCUGCCUCUGCUCACCUCGGUGUGCCUGCUGCUGUUCGCGCUCUACUUCUCGGUGGCCGAGGCGCACGCCUGGCGCAAGGAGGGGCGCGCGCGCGCAGUGCGGCCCGGGGCCUGGGCCAGGUGGCUGCUGGUGGCACUGACGGCGGCCACGGGACUGGUGCGUCUGGCUCAGCUGGGCGCCGCUGACCGCCAGUGGGCCCUCUUCGUGCGCGGCCGCCUGCGCCGCUUCAUCAGCUUCGACCAGGUGGCGCAGCUGAGCGCCGCGGCGCGGGGCCUGGCCGCCUCGCUGCUCUUCCUGCUCUCGGUCAAGGCGGCCCAGCAGCUGCGCUUCGUGCGCCAGUGGUCCAUUUUCGGCAAGACGCUGUGCCGGGCCCUGCCGGAGCUCGCGGGAGCCACCUUGGGCCUGGCCGUGCUGGGCGUGGCCUACACGCAGCUGGCCGUGCUGCUCGUGUCGUCUUGCGCACAGUCCCUUCGGAGCGCAGCGGGCGCCCUCUUGGUGCUGUGCCCCGGGGCUGGGGCCGGGGCGCCCUCGCUGUGCCCCGCCGAGGCCUGGAACCUGGCCCCGCUGCUGUGCGUGGGGCUCUGGGCCCUGCGGCUGUGGGGCGCGCUGAGACUGGGGGCCGUCGUCCUGCGCUGGCGCUACCACGGGCUGCGGGGCGAGCUGUACCGGCCGGCCUGGGAGCCGCAGGACUACGAGAUGGUGGAGCUGCUGCUGCGCAGGCUGCGCCUCUGGCUGGGCGUCAGCAAGGUCAAGGAGUUCCGCCACAAAGUCCGCUUCGAGGGGAUGGAGCCGCUGCCCUCCCGCUCGUCCAGGGGCUCCAAGUCCUCCCCGGACGCGCGCCCGCCCAGCGCCAGCUCCGAAGCCUCCCAUCCCUCCACCUCCUCCAGCCAGCUGGACGCACUGAGCACCGGCCUGGGCCGCCCGGGGGCCCGGGGUGAGCCGGAGCCCUCCCGGCUGCACCUGGUGUUCGAGGCCCUGCUCGCCCAGUUUGACCGGCUCAACCAGGCCACCGAGGACGUGUUCCGGCUGGAGCAGCAGCUGCAGAGCCUCCGCGGCCGCGGGCUCCCGCCCCUCCCUCCCCCACAGCCCGCCCGGGCCAGCCGGGGCAGGGACGGGCUUCCAGGCCCCCGCAGGACCUCCCUCCGGGCCAACAAGGUCCACCCCAGCAGCACUUAGCCCCUGGGCCAGGGGCACCGCUCAGUAUUACCUUCUGCCGCCUGCGCGGGCUGUGUGGAGCAGUGAGCGCCUGCACUUUACAGAGGUCCUGCCCGCCGCGCGCGGGAGGGCACAGCAGUAUUGGACUGGGUGAGUGCCCGCCUCUGACAUGCUAAUUUAUUGCCCACGUACGUCCUCAGGUCCAGCGGGCUGGGCCCGGCUCCCGGGCGGGGGCGAGGGCUGGCCUGCACUUCCUGUUGCCUCCCCUAAGUUAUUGGCUGUGGGCCCUGCGCAGGGCCCUCCUCGGCUGCCACCUGUCAGUAAUUUAUACGGUGUCGAAUGUGUGUAUUUUUGUAUGUCACUAUUGUCCACUAGGGCAGUGGGGGCCAUGGCUGCCUCUUGGAUCCGAGUCUGGCCCUGGGCAGGUGCUGGACAGUGAUGGCCGACACUGCUGUGCCCCCAGACCUGCUGGUGUCAGGCCUGGGUGACAAGCAGCACGAGGCCCCGGGAAGGGGAGGGGGCCUGGACACAGUACCUCCCAGGGUGGUCAUGGGAAGACCCCUCCCUGGGGCUGGCUCCCAGGGCUGGGCAGGGGGUGUGUGACCAGGGGA